ACCUCUGUAUAUAUAUACAUGACCUGAUGAAAUUUUAAAUAUCAAGACAUAAGGAGCAGGUUAAGAUUCAAACAUCAACUCUAACCUUCUCCCUAGAGAGAGAAAUAUGGGCGGUUCUAUUCUUCCUUCAGCAGCAUUUGUGGGAAUUUUCAUCUCAUUGAUGACAUCGUUUCUCCUUCCAUGCCCUGCACUUGCCAAGGAUGAAGGCAUAACUAGGCACUACAAGUUUGAUAUCAAAUUGCAAAAUGUGACGCGACUAUGCCACACGAAAAGCAUGGUUACCGUGAAUGGGAAGUUUCCAGGCCCUCGCGUUGUAGCUAGAGAGGGUGACCGGCUUGUUAUUGAAGUGGUUAACCAUGUCCAAAACAAUAUUAGCAUCCACUGGCAUGGCAUUCGACAACUUCAAUCCGGAUGGGCUGAUGGACCAGCUUAUGUAACUCAGUGCCCCAUACAAACUGGUCAGAGCUAUGUGUACAACUUCACCAUUGUUGGCCAGAGAGGAACUCUCUUUUGGCAUGCACAUAUUUCAUGGCUGAGAUCAACAGUCUACGGUCCUUUACUCAUUCUUCCCAAGCACAAUGUUCCUUAUCCAUUUACCAAACCCUAUAAGGAAGUUCCUAUCAUCUUUGGAGAGUGGUUCAAUGCUGAUCCGGAGGCAAUAAUUAGCCAGGCUUUGCAAACAGGAGGGGGACCAAAUGUCUCUGAUGCCUACACCAUCAAUGGACUUCCAGGGCCAUUGUAUAAUUGCUCUGCUAAAGAUACAUUCAAGCUGAGGGUUAAGCCUGGAAAGACCUACCUUCUCCGCUUUAUCAAUGCAGCCCUCAACGACGAGCUCUUCUUCAGCAUCGCAAACCACACAAUGACAGUGGUGGAAGCCGACGCCAUUUACGUUAAGCCCUUUGAAACUAGGACACUUCUCAUCACACCUGGACAAACCACCAAUGUCCUUCUCAAGACCAAACCUUAUUUCCCAAAUGCUACAUUUCUCAUGACUGCUAGACCAUAUGCCACUGGCCUUGGCACCUUUGACAACUCCACAGUUGCCGCCAUUCUUGAAUACGAAUCACCUUCCCUUCAUUCAACCAUCUCAAUGAAGAAGCUUCCGCUCUUCAAACCAACCCUACCUCCUCUCAAUGACACCUCAUUUGCCACCAAUUUCACAAAAAAACUACGUAGCUUAGCGAGUGCUCAAUUCCCAGCUAAUGUCCCCCAAAAGGUUGAUAAGCACUUUUACUUCACAGUAGGCCUUGGGACUAGCCCAUGCCACCAAAACCAAACUUGUCAAGGUCCAACUAAUGGAACUAAGUUCGCGGCUUCCAUUAACAAUGUUUCCUUUGCACAACCAACCACAGCCCUCCUCCAAGCUCACUUCUUCGGGCAAUCAAAUGGUGUUUAUAACCCGGAUUUUCCAAUGAAUCCAAUGCAUUGGUUUAACUAUACUGGGAAUCCUCCAAACAAUACUAUGGUGAGCAAUGGGACCAAAUUGGUGGUACUUGCUUUUAACACUAGUGUGGAGCUGGUCAUGCAGGACACAAGCAUUCUUGGAGCUGAGAGCCACCCUCUCCAUCUCCAUGGAUUCAACUUCUUUGUUGUUGGACAAGGUUUUGGGAACUAUGAUCCGAAUAAGGACCCUAAAAGCUUCAAUCUUGUUGACCCUAUUGAAAGGAACACAGUGGGUGUGCCCUCUGGUGGGUGGGUUGCUAUUCGGUUUCUAGCAGACAACCCAGGGGUUUGGUUCAUGCAUUGUCACCUGGAAGUCCAUACUAGCUGGGGUUUGAAGAUGGCUUGGCUUGUCUUAGAUGGAAAGCUUCCCAAUCAAAAGUUGCUUCCUCCACCAGCAGAUCUUCCCAAAUGUUAAUCUUUGGUUCACUUCUGGAUUCACUACUUUUGGUUUGCAAAAAAUUGACAGCCUUUUUUCUACCCAUAUAAUUAAUUUGUUGGCUUUUUUUUUUUUUUCGGAGGAUUUGUGUUUCCUAAUUAAAAUUUUUGGUUUUUAUUAUUAUUAUUUUUUCCCUUGAGGAGAUAACGAAGAAGAGCGUGCUAACUUUUGUAACUUUCGGAACAUGUUUAUGCGAGUGUGAAAAUCAAUAAUUUUGUUGGAAUAUUGAGCUUUUAUUUUUCCGUUUUC
Molecule: messenger RNA, 2128 nt
Organism: Cornus florida
Lineage: Eukaryota; Viridiplantae; Streptophyta; Magnoliopsida; Cornales; Cornaceae
Product: laccase-17-like
Exons: 6
Coding region: 107-1858 (583 amino acids)
Biological process (GO): lignin catabolic process
Cellular component (GO): apoplast
Molecular function (GO): hydroquinone:oxygen oxidoreductase activity; copper ion binding
Source: RefSeq, a predicted model, not a curated record